Messenger RNA from Magnolia sinica, 6133 nucleotides. RefSeq lists its product as uncharacterized. The record is from RefSeq and is a predicted model, not a curated record. Gene Ontology annotation, cellular component: nuclear pore inner ring. NCBI's taxonomy places the organism in Eukaryota, Viridiplantae, Streptophyta, Magnoliopsida, Magnoliales, Magnoliaceae. The coding region runs from base 146 to 6067 and encodes 1973 amino acids. Gene Ontology annotation, biological process: protein import into nucleus; RNA export from nucleus. The transcript is spliced from 32 exons. Gene Ontology annotation, molecular function: structural constituent of nuclear pore.
CGCUCCCUCGCGAACCCCUCGACAACCCUAAAACCCUUUCCCCCCAAAACCCCCUCUGUUCGAAGUAAAAAAGCGCGGGUUCUUCUGCACUUCCCAUUCUCUCAUUUCCCUUCCAAGGGUUUCCUGAAACCCGAGAAGGAAGAAAAUGGCAAGCACUGCGGCGAGCACAAAGUCCGUCGAUGAGUCUCUGUGGUGGGACCCAUUCUCCAUUCUACUCAACGAUCUUGAAAACGCCCCUCUCUCUCCCUCCUCCGAACUUCCUUCCUCUCUGGCAAAUAAGCUGAAGAGACAUCAUGCCUGGUUAUUGGAUUCCAUCGCUUUAUUCAAGCCUCCAAAUCAGACGUCCAAGUCGGCUCUGGACUCUUCUGAAAUUGCCAUCGGUUCACAUCGGUUGGUUGUGAAGUCUAAAUUGAAAGCAGUAGCUCUUGAAGUUAGCUCAUGUGCUUGUUUAGAUGAGGUGCAAUCAUACAUCCUUGUCACUAGGUCUAUCGAUUGCAAUCAUUUGGAUUCGGAUUACAAAGUGAAAGAAUUUCUUCAUUUGAUACUGCUUCAAUAUUACCUUGAGCGACAGUGUUUGCUGAAGUGUGUCAGGCAAAUUCUCCUGCAUGCCUUAUAUAUUGGAAAUGAAUCUCUUGAAGGCAAUUCAACCGAAGAAGAGGUGUUGCAGUUAGUUAAUGAUGGACUGGAAAGGAACUUAUUGUCUGUUCUCCAGGACCUUCUUUCGUCCAAGCAUCCAGAACAUAUGGAAGUUGACCUUGCCAUUUUGUGGGCGGAGGAGAUUUUGAUCGAAGUUAAUUUGCUAUUGGAUAUUCUAUUUCUUGUUUAUUAUGAGACCUUUUGCACUUGCAAGGGUGAGCAAUGGAAAAGGUUAUGCUCGCUUUUCAAGGGAAUGUUGUCUAAUUCUUUAAGCAUUGAAAGGCUGGCCAUAUCAAUUGAAGCGACAAGUUCUUUAUACUAUGCCAAAGUUCAGCUACUUCUUAUUCUUAUCGAGACCCUGGACCUGGACAAUCUUCUCCGAAUGGUUCACGAUGAAGUGCCAUUCAGGCAAGGUCAUUCUACAUUUUCCUUGGCGGAUUUCCAAGAGAUGGAUGCUAUAGUUUCAAGUUUCAAUGCUUUGGAAACAGCAGAAGCAGGGCCUUUGAUUCUUGCAUGGGCAGUUUUCCUUUGUCUAAUUUCAUCUCUCCCAGAGAAACAAGAUUGCAGUACUCUAGUGGAGAUCGAUCACAUAGCUUAUGUUCGCCAGGCCUUUGAAGCUACACCACUAAGUUAUUUCCUUGAGAUUCUUUACAACGAUGUUUUGAGGGAUUCAGAUAGCCACAUUGCUGGUUAUCGAAGUGUUCUCAGAACAUUUAUUUCUGCAUUUAUUGCGUCGUAUGAGAUUACCCACCAGCUGGAAGGGAAUACCUUUGAGCAGAUACUGGAUAUCCUUUGUAUGAUCUACCGUGGAGAGGAGUCACUUUGCAUGCAAUUUUGGGACAAAAAUAGUUUUGUCGACGGUCCAAUUCGUUGUCUCCUUUGCUCCUUGGAGAGCGAAUUCCCAUUUCGAACAGUUGAACUCGUUCGCUUAUUGUCUGCUCUUUGUGAAGGAACUUGGCCUGCAGAAUGUGUGUAUAAUUUUUUAGAUAAGAUGGUUGGUAUGACAUCCUUAUUUGAGAUCCCUGGCGAUUCCUGUGCCAACAUCUCCCAGAUUGUCGUGACACCCAAUCCAAUGCAUGUCCCUGGGGUCGAAGGCCUGCUCAUUCCUCGUGGAACCUGUGGUCAUGUUUUGAGAGUCUUGGAUGGAAAAAAUGCUCUCAUUCGUUGGGAGUAUAUGCAAUCUGGAAUAUUUUUGCUGCUGUUGCGUUUGGUACAAGAGUAUAAUUUGAACAGUUAUGAGGAUGUCUUCGUUACUGUUGACCUUCUUUGUCGGAUGGUGUUGUUCAACAAGGCCUUGUGUUUUGCUUUAAUGGACAUUGACAACUCAUUAUCCGUGAAAGCAGCUCGAAUGGAUGGAAACAUGGAGACGAAUAUUUGUGUUGAUGUGGUCAAGAUCAUUUGCUCCUUGGUCAGCAAUUUGGAACCUAAUGUUAGCAAUGCAGGAGUGAUGUCCACAUGCAUUAGCAUUUUGACAAAUUUUCUGAAUUGUGCACCUUCUCAUGUUGUUGUGGUGGCCUUGAAGACAAAUAUCUUUGGUUUAGGAACCAAAUCAUCAAGUAGCACGUGGCUGCUCUCAGGGGGGCUUGCAAGAAUGCUGUUAUAUGACUGUGAGCAAAAUGGGGAAUGCUGCUCAUUGACUAUUUCAGUUCUGGACUUCACUAUGCAGCUUGUGGAAACUGGAGUAGAGGAUGAUAUGGUGUCUGCACUUGUUGUAUUUUCUCUGCAGUAUGUCUUUGUUAAUCACGAGCACUGGAAAUACAAGUUGAAACAUGUUCGAUGGAAAGUGACACUGAAGGUUCUGGAAGUCAUGAAGAAAUGCAUUAAAUCAGUCCAGAAUUCACAAAAGCUAGGUUGCCUUAUCUGGGAUAUUUUACUUGGUGACUCUUCUAUUCACAGCGCACUAUGUCGAAUCAUGUGCAUAAGAACUGAAACAUUGGAGAGAAUAUACAUUAGCCGUCUUUAUGACUUGAAGGAGAUUGAAGGUUUGCAGCUUGCAGUAUGUUCUGUGCUAGAUAUUGUGUCGUCUGUACUUGCUGAUCUUUCGAAGGAUUUUGUUUCUGGUCUGCCUGCCUUUCACCAAGCAAUGUUGUCAUCUACCACGAAGCCGGUUCCUGUAGUUACAGCAAUGAUAUCAUUGAUCUCCUUAUUCCGUAAUCCUGAAAUACAAGUUGCUGCUGCUAGAGUUCUUUCGAUGUUAUGUAUUAUCGCAGAGAAGGCACAGUCAUACUCAUAUGGAGAUGUCUGCCUUGUUUCUGAUGAUUCUCAGAUUAGGGAUUUAACAACUUCCAUUUCUCAGAUUUUGUCUGAGGAAACAAUAAGAAAAAAUGAUCUGCUUGUUGCUGUACUGGCAUUGCUCACAUCCGCAGCACAUUAUCAGCCGGCUUUCCUCAUUUCUAUCAUGUCCACAAAGGAGAACGUGGAGGUAUCCACAAGAAAGGACAAUUUGGAAGCUUCUUUUGGAUCAUCAAGGUUGAAGAAAACAAGUCUUAUUCAAUCUCUUCUGCAAUAUGUCGAGAGAUCUGAGGAUCUUAUUGCUAGCCAUCCUCGUUUACUGCUGAAUGUCCUUAACUUCCUGAAGGCAUUGUGGCAAGGGGCUGCCCAGUAUAUGCAGAUCUUGGAUAGACUGAAAAACUCAGAGAAGUUCUGGAAACAUCUGUUGUCUUCUAUCUUGACAUUUUCUGUCAAUGAAGCUUCUUCACUUGAAAAUAUGAAAGGUGAUGAGACUUUACAAGUGGCAUACAGAUAUCAAUGUCAGUCUGCAGUUUUAGAGAUUGUGGCACAUGAAAUGUUUCUGCAAAAGAAAUUGUUACAUGGGAAGAAGCCUGAAAAGAAGUCAUCCAAAUCAUCCGAAGGGAGGAUUGAAAACACAGUUAAUAUUGAAAAGGAAAAAUUUGAUAGUCUACAUGAUCUUAUGGCUAUGUUAUCGAACUGGUGUGAGCACUCUGUCAUGGAAAAUCUUGUCAGAUUAUAUGCGUCUGGUGGAUAUGAUAGGGAGACUGUUGGCCAUGCUAAGAUGGCUGCAAGUCUGUGUAUUGUACAUGCAAUGGAGAGAAUAUCAAUUGGCGAUGAUGGGAGCUUGUCACUAUCAUUAGUUGAAAAGAUCAAUAAAAUAUUCAAAAAGUUGACCGAACAACCUGCGUUUUCUGAGCUAAAAGCCCAAUACUCAUCGAGGGGUUACAGUGAGGGAAAGGAGUUGAGCUCUUUAAUACUCAGUGAUCUCUAUUAUCAUCUACAAGGGGAACUGGAAGGCCGAGAAAUCGCACCUGGUCCUUUUAAGGAGCUUUCGCUACACCUACUUCAGUCAGAAAUUUUGCAGACUAACAAGAAGAAGAUCAACAUGGAAUUCUGCCUGUCAGAGAACAAUAUCCAUCUGUUUAACCCUGUGCAACUACGAGCAGAUCUGGGAUUGAAUUUUUGGGAUCAUUCAGAUUGGAAGGCAUUUAAACCUGUUGCCGAAAGAAUGUUGGUGUACAUGCAUGAUGCAAAUUCAUUGGCUUUUCUGAUGGAUUCCAAGCAUUCUUCUUUGAAAGCGCUUGCAGCCACCUUAUCUUUGUAUGAAGGAAAUUUAACUGAGACAGAGACAGGAUCACUUGGUGGGGGGAUCAGUGAGCCACUCAUGGAAUCAUGCAUUAGUUACCUAUGUAAAUGUUUGCAGUCAACGGCAGAAUCAUUAGUUUCAGCUCCGGAUGCAUCUGAGGAUAUACUGAACUAUCUCACAACUCAAGGGGAAUUACUGCUCAAUCUUCUCAGGUUUUUAUACAGAAGAGUUUCAGUGAGAAACAACAAGCAGCAGUGCUUACCACUUUGUACACUUGUCAUGAGAACUUCAGGCCCAGGCCUUCGUGUGCUGAGUGAUAUUCGGCCAUCUACUCCUCAGCUCAAGAAAACAGUGAAACUCUUCCUUACCUUGCUUCUGACAGCAAUCGAAUUCAGUUACCCGAAAUCACAUGUAGAAGAAAAGUCACAUUCAGAUGCUGUUGAUGCAUUUGCUGAGGUGUCUCUUGUGAGUCUGGCGGUGUUGCCUGUUCUUUGCAACUUCAUUGAGAUUUCUGAAUACUGUAACCUCUCUGCGGCUGCAAUUGACAUGCUGUUGAAAGGUUUCUCGACAUAUAAUACCUGGUUGCCCAUCCUACAGAAGCAUCUGCAGCUCCAUAAUGUUCUAUCGAAGCUUCUACAGAAGGAUUCUCUUGUUUCCAUUCCCAUAAUUUUGAGAUUCCUUUUGACCCUUGCACGCAUCAGAGGAGGUGCUGAGAUGCUUCAAACCAUCAAUCUGUUUUCAUCUCUAAAGGUGUUGUUUGCUCUCUUAUUGGAUGACAAGCCUUUUCCAAAUGGUCAAGAAGAAAGUGACAAAGAAGAAAACCCUCAUAACAUAUGGGGACUAGGGCUGGCUAUUGUCAGCGCUAUGAUUUGCUCUUUGGGGGACGAUCCAUCUUGUAUCGAUAUUGUGGAGAGCGUGAUUCCUUACUUUUCCGAGAAAUCGUAUUUGAUAUUCUUCUAUCUUUCCGCACCAGACGUCCCGACUGACGAUCAUAGCAAGAAGAGAGCCCGAACUCAGAGGGUACUAACCUCUCUAACAGCACUGAGAGAAACAGAGCACACCCUCAUGCUUAUCUGCAUGCUCGUGAAACAUCAGCACUCAUGGAGUAAAGCCAUGAAAGAAAUGGAUUCACAACUAAGAGAGAGAAGUAUUCAUCUUUUAGCUUUUAUAAGCAAGGGACCUCAUCGCAUUGGAGAAUCUCCACGUAGGACUGCACCUCUCUUAUGUCCUCCGAUAUUAAAAGAGGAGGUCGAAUCUAAUGGAAGACCGCCAUCCAUUGACAGCAAACAUGGUUGGUUUAUUCUUUCUGCUCUUGGUUGUGGGUCUGAACCUCCCAUCUCUUCAGUUUCAAGCACGGCCUUGUCUCUCCCAAUCAAGGAUCGAGCAAGUGGAAGAGCUGAUUCAAUCCAUAGAACAUACUUCACUGAUUCUGUUGCUAUACAGACCUACAGAAUUGCUUUUCUUAUUUUGAAGUUUCUGUGUCUGCAAGCUAAGGCAGCAGCUAAAAGGGCAGAGGAGGUGGGAUUCAUUGAUCUUGCGCAUUUUCCUGAGCUUCCCAUGCCUGAGAUUCUGCAUGGCUUACAGGACCAGGCCAUCGCUAUUAUUACUGAGCUAUGUGAAGCCAACAAGUCAAAAGCAAUUCAGCCCAAUAUUCAGGAUUUGUGUUUGAUGCUGCUGCAAGCAUUGGAGAUGGCAUUGUACUUGGAAACGUGUGUGUCCCAGACAUGCGGAAUCAGACCCGUAUUAGGACGCAUUGAAGACUUUUCGAAGGAAAUCAAAGCAUUGAUACAAGUGGCAGAGAAGCAUGCAUAUUUAAAAGCAACCCUCAAGUCAUUGAAACAGAUAAUAGCACUUCUGUACCCAGGAUUGCUGCAAACUGAGGGUAUCAUGUGAUACUAGUGUAUGUGAUCCAUCCUACUCUGUAACAUUUAAUUGAGUGAAAUAUCUGUUUCUUGUCAA